Molecule: messenger RNA, 711 nt
Organism: Porites evermanni
Lineage: Eukaryota; Metazoa; Cnidaria; Anthozoa; Scleractinia; Poritidae
Source: the annotation of a GenBank genome assembly
AUGUUGCAAGAAUUGAAUUACCAAGGUGUAGAGUUCCCAGUUGCUACCAAACAUUAUGGUAAAAUUGAGGCCCAAAACAAUAUUAAUGUUAAAGUGGUUGGGUGUGAGAAAGAGCAAUUUUAUCCAAUUUAUGUUUCAAAGCAGAAAAACGAGAAAGUAUUGAACCUGCUGCUAAUAUCGAAGGGCACAAAGCGGCACUAUGUUUUAAUCAAGGAUUUUAACAGAAUGAUGUUUAACAAGACUUAACACAAGGAGCGAAAGCAUUUUUGCAUGCACUGUCUCCAGUGUUUGAGCACCGAAGAGAUACUGGCAAAACAUAAGAACAAUUGUAUGAUAAUAAAUGGGGAACAAGCAAUAAGAAUGCCCAAGGAAGGUAGUAUGGUCCAAUUCAAAAAUCAUCAUAAGCAGAUGCCAGUACCUUUUGUAAUUUAUGCAGAUUUCGAGGCAAUUACAGAGAAAGUAUCUGGUUUCCAACCGGACGAUGCUAAAUCUUUUACCAAUAAGUAUCAAAAGCUGUGCUGCUAUGAUGAUGCAUAUUCAAAACCGGUGAAAAUUCGCAGAGGGGAGGAUUCUAUUAAUAAGUUUAUGCAGCAGAUUCUUAUAGAAGUACAUUAUUGCCAGGAGAUCAUUAGUACCAAAUAUAAUAAACCUCUACAGAUGACUGAUGAGGAUGAGCGGCAGUUUAAAGCUGCUGAGGAAUGUCAUAUUUGU